Mycetomoellerius zeteki is the source of this 1859-nucleotide messenger RNA. RefSeq lists its product as uncharacterized. The record is from RefSeq and is a predicted model, not a curated record. The transcript has 2 exons. The coding region runs from base 194 to 1783 and encodes 529 amino acids. Lineage: Eukaryota; Metazoa; Arthropoda; Insecta; Hymenoptera; Formicidae.
GAACGCAGCCACUGAUAGGAGGCAGGAGCCUCCAUAAUCAAUCAUAAUUAAGAAGAAGAAGAAGAAGAUACCUGGCAGAUUGCAUCAUUGCAAUUGCAUUAGAGAAGAAAAGAAGAACUGACAGAUCUUGCCAUUACUGUGACAUAACUGAACGAGCGUGAGUUCGUUGACAUGUGAGAGAGGAGAAGACAGAAUGUAUGCGAUCGAUGACGAGGAAAUCGUACCGAGACAUUUUGCCGUGUGCAACUUUUACGGCGUAGAGACAUGCUUCUGUUGGAACGCCGACAAGCUCAUCAUCUAUCCGUACACGAAGGACAGCUCGACGCAGGUCACACAGGACGCGCGGAUUCUGUCGACGCCAGCUCCUAUCAAGAAAGUACAGUUCUUCGACAAUAGAGCUUUCCUGAUAUGUUUGCCACAGGGUGCAUACAAAGUGUCACGGAACGGCGAGUUCGCUUUGCUGAGCAAAAAUGCAUUGGGCAUGGGUGGCGAGUUCUUCCAGGUGCUCAUUGUCUGGAACAACGGCAUUUAUCUCGACAACAAACAAGUAAAGUCCUCCAAGCUGUUGUUUCCCCUUACACCGAAUGCGAGUGAGAUAGUGUGCACUUUUUCUCUGAAUCCGGCGAGCACUGAGCCACAGCUCAUGAGCUAUUUCGCUGCCGGUUGGGAAGCUGAAGGAAAUCUGUGCGUUGUCGGACAUCACAGGAAGCUGUAUACGCUGAGGACUGAUACUGUACAGUUGAUUUACACUAGUGACAGCACUAUCGUGGACAUCCUGCCUGUGAAGAGACGAGAUAAGGUAGCUGGUCUGCUACUUCUUACAGAACAAGCAAAUCUGGUAAUCUUGGUACAUGAUGGAGGUGACAAGUGUGCAGAACAUGGACCGGUUUUCGAAAGAAUAUAUCUUAAAGAAAAUGACAGCACGAUGCUCUGUGCUACUUUCAGUCUACAAAUGGAAAACGUUUUGUGGAUGAUUUGCUGUAAUCAGUUCAGGACAUAUUACAUAAGAAAGGAGCUAUUCGUCGAAGCGGUUCAAGAGGUGAAAGUAGAAGAGAGGACGUUUACAUGUAUGCAGUAUUAUAAGCCAAAUACAAUUCUAGGUCUUUCGCAAAGGAAGGAAUUGAUUGAGGUGUCUCUAGAAGAGUUGGACAAUUCUUUGUCAAUCGAUAAUAAUAUCGUUCUUCAUACUGCAAUGUUUCAAAAAACAGAUAUUAUCAUGGAGAAAAUUUGUGCCAAAGUGAAGGAGUUCGAUGCACUCUAUGAGAAUUUGUCGGAUGAGCAAGAUACAUUGAAAAGAAUAAAUAUAUACGCUGCCAAGCAAAAACUACAAAUAAGUCCCAACAUUAAGAUAUCUAGACUAUGCAAGCAUCGUUAUCUUGGUUUACAUAUUCCAGAUAAACUGCCUAAAAGCAGUUAUGUAGUGUUCUCUUUUGCUUCUAAAAAUCAAAGCACAUUCUGCAUGAAGAAAGUCAUGAAAGGUCAUGCACUCACGGUAAAAAUGCCCAUCAAUAAAAAUCAAGUAUUACAUUCUUCAUCUAUCAAUAUGGAUUUAAUUACAUUGGUGAACGAACAACGUCCAUGGUGCCUUGUACAGAAUUUUAUAAAUUCUCCACUGCAGCAAAUUAAGAGGAAAGGAAGACAAAUGGAAGAAAAGACUAAUUUCAUAGACACUAAAAUAUCGUCGUUGCUACAAUCAAUAGCGGGAAAAGAAUUGACCAUGACAAAAUUAUGCGAAAUCAAAAAGAUCGUACGCGCAGAAUUAUGCAGAUGUAAUGAUACUUGAACUGUUUAUAUAUAUUUAAUUUGAUAUAAAUAUUUUAGAUAUACUUAUUCUAUUUGUUUCUUGUUGUAUUAGAAAA